AUGCGCUGUACCGCAUAUGACCGUUUCCCCUCCUCCCGAGUCUGUUCCGCGGAGCCGCUGAAUUGCGCGCGGGAGAAGGUGGGGGAAAGAGAGGCGGCUGGUGUGGAUGCGGACGAUGGGGGGGAGCGGGGGUGCACUGUGAGGGAAGCUUUCCGGGAGGGGGCGGAAGGGUUUGGGGGAGCGGGGGGAAGAGCUAAUGGCGGAGAUGUGGGGAGCGGAGGGGAGGGCGCAAGGGGAGUCGGGGAAGAGAGGGAACGAGCGAGGGAAGGGGCAGCAGACGGGGCGGAGCAAGAAAAGUGUGCGGGAGAGGAGGAGAAAAGGGAACCAGAAAGAGAAAGAGAAAGAUCAGGAGGAGCAGGAGCAGAAGCAGAAGGGGAGGGAGGGGAAAGUGGGGAGGGAAGGGCAGGGGACGGAGGAGGAGGAGAGGGGGAAGCGGGGGAAGGGGACGAAGCGGGAGGAGAGGGCGAGAGCGUGGCGGAGCGGAUAGCGCGGCACGUGGAGGUGGUGAGGGCGGUGGAGAGGGCGCGCAUGGUGGCGCUGCUGCGAGCGUUCCUGCAAGCACGGCACAUCAAGACAGACAGUGUGCCGUGCCUCGUGGACGAGGGCCUGUAUCUGGGGUCGAUCGGCGCGGCUCACAACAGGGAGCUGCUGAAGCGCAGCAACGUUACGCACGUGCUCACAGUCGCCAACUCCAUCCUGCCCGCACACCCCAACGACUUCCAUUACACACUCAUUAAUGUGCUCGACUCACCCAAAGUGGACCUGAUAUCGCGUUUCCAGGAGUGCUUCACCGUCAUUGAUGCAGCCAAAGCCGCAGGAGGCUGUGCGCUCGUGCACUGCUUCGCCGGGCGCUCCCGCAGCGUGACGGUGGUUGUGGCCUACCUCAUGGCCCGCCGCGGCAUGACUGUGGAUGAGGCGCUGACGCUCGUGAGAGGGCUGCGGCCCGAAGCGAACCCGAAUGCGGGGUUUGUGCAGCAGCUGCAGGAGUGGGAGGGGCAAUUGCGGGAGCAAGGGGUGCUGCCGCCACUGCCGCCACUGCCGCCGGCGCCACCAGUGUUGCCAGGGGAGGGAGUAGCUGAGAUGGGAGGUGUGGAAGGGGAGGAGGUGGGGAGGGAGGUGGGAGAGGAGGCGGUGGAAGAUGUGGGGGAGGAGGUGGUAGGAGAGGGAAUGAUGGUGAAAAGAGGGGAGGUAUUGGGUGAGGGUGGAGGGGUUGAGGGGGAAGCAGAAGAGGGACGAGGGAAGGAAUGA
Closterium sp. Yama58-4 is the source of this 1248-nucleotide messenger RNA. NCBI's taxonomy places the organism in Eukaryota, Viridiplantae, Streptophyta, Zygnematophyceae, Desmidiales, Closteriaceae. The record is from the annotation of a GenBank genome assembly.